This is a messenger RNA of Mercenaria mercenaria, 1820 nucleotides long. RefSeq names its product visual pigment-like receptor peropsin. Lineage: Eukaryota; Metazoa; Mollusca; Bivalvia; Venerida; Veneridae. The transcript has 6 exons. Gene Ontology annotation, cellular component: photoreceptor outer segment; membrane. Gene Ontology annotation, biological process: visual perception; G protein-coupled receptor signaling pathway. Gene Ontology annotation, molecular function: G protein-coupled receptor activity. The record is from RefSeq and is a predicted model, not a curated record. The coding region runs from base 1 to 939 and encodes 312 amino acids.
AUGGAUGUAGAUGACUGUUACAUGAAGGUUAAAUUAAUAAUUUCUGUAUUGUUUUUACUUUCAGCAAUUGCAUCUGCCAUUGGGAACAGUUUGGUACUUAUAUUGGUAUGGCGAUUUAAAACGCUGAGAAACAAAACUACCAUACUUAUAAUAAAUCUAGCCAUUGCAGACCUUGGAAUCAGUGUGUUUGGAUUUCCUAUGUCUGCUUCUUCAAAUUUUGCACACGGGUGGCAGAUGGGUCAAGUAGGAUGUCAGUGGUAUGGAUUCACCGGAAUGCUGUUUGGUAUAGGCAACAUAGGUCUACUGACAGCCAUUAGCCUUGAUAGAUAUUUGCUCACCUGUAGACAUUCAGUUUUUUUACAACUUUCUGUGUACCACUAUAUAUUUCUUGUCUUGAUUGUGUGGGGAAAUGCGCUAUUCUGGGCAAUGACACCUUUACUUGGAUGGUGCAGAUACGCUUUAGAUCCUAGUGGCACAGCGUGCAUGGUGACGUGGACAGAUGACACCCGGAUGUAUACGUCAUACGUGAUGAGUGUAUUCGUAUCAAGCUUUCUCAUACCCAGCGUAAUUAUCGUGUUCUGUUAUGUUAACACCUGGAGAUUCAUCCGCUCUGUUGGCGACGGUGGCAGACAGGAAAACGUAGAAUGGACGCAUGAGAAACAAGUAGCAAAAAUGUGCGCAAUUGCUGUUUCUCUGUUUCUGUUAGCAUGGACGCCGUAUGCAGUUGUGUGCAUCUGGGCUGCAAUCGGAAAUCCUCGGACUAUUCCGCCAUUACUACUCGUGGCACCCACUGUGUUUGCUAAGUCGUCUGCCUGUUACAAUCCAGUUUUAUACGCUCUUGUAAACAAGAGGUUCAGACUUGCAAUGAGAAAGUUAGUAGGCCUUGGUAAAACAAGAAGAGACAAAGAAGAAAUGAGAUUGCAUCACUUCGAAGGAUGAGACAGUGGAUUAAGUAAAGGACAUGUCAUUAUAGUAAUUAUGAAUAGUUAAAAAUAUCAUUUCUAUCCAAGUUGUAAAAGUUUGAGAACAAAUAACAGUUUGAAAGAUGUUUGAAACCAUAAUUCUAAAUUAGUCUUUGUUAAGUUCUACUUUUUUGUAGGUUUUAUGUCACGCUGACCAAUUAUGAUAGUGUGCUUUGUUGAAUUAGUUAUCGUCAUAUAUUUGCAACAGACAGUACAUUUGCAGACAAAAAGCGCAUUAUCAAAUCUAUACAAAGAUCCUUCGAAAGCCUGGAAAGCGGCCAAGCGAAAUAAUAGCAGACUAAUUUGCAAUUCCAAUUACGUCCUCCUCCAUGAUCCGAAAGGAGGAGAAAAUGUUACAACAUCGAGUCCAUAUUUGCAAAACUCAAAUCGUAUUGACUGAUUUAUAGACUACUUUUAUUCAUGGAUAUUUCGUCUGAACUGGAAAUAGCAAACUUUCACAGUCAUCAUGACGAAGACGCACCUUUAUAAAACUUAAGUCAUUAUUUGAUAGUGGAAACGUAUCCGAUUAAGUUUCAUUUAAGAUUUUCUCAAAAGAAAUAUUUUUGAAAAUACUUGCUACAGCUUUUCCUUGUUACAUGAAUAAAUGAUACCGAUCGUAUUAGUAAUUCAUUGAAAACCAUUUUUAACAUUUGUUCAUAUCUAGGAAAUGUACUUCUAGGUCAUUUAAAUGUUUACAUACUUAAAGAACAUUUGUUCUCAUAUCUUAAGAUACCAUUUGAAUUACCAUUUCACUCAUUGCAACACAACAAAAGUUUUUAAUACUCUGUAUGAAAGGAUGUAUUUUUGGUUUCAUCAGAUUGCUGAGUUACAUGGACAUGAAUAAUUGCUAUUAUGUUU